CCUCUCCUCUCUUAGCUCAGUCUGUCUGGAACUCUUGACGGAACUUGUCUUCACUUCCCGGGACUUCUCUCCAUCAUGACUCGGGUUUCUCCGGCCGUGUGUGUGUGGCUGCUGUUUGGGCUGCAGGCUGUUGCUGUGGUGAAGGCCCAUUGGAUUCCCCCACCAAAACCACUAAGGGAAAAUGUAGACUACACCAAACAGGAACAUGUUGCCAAGAUUCAUUCCGAUUUUGAUCAAGGGAAUGGGAAUAUUGAAUACUCUCUAGAAGGCAAGGGUGCAAACCAAAAUCCCUUCCAUGUGUUUGUAGUCCACCCUACAACUGGAAACAUUCGUGUCACCAAAAUUCUUGACAGGGAAUUCAUCAAUUCCUACAAUCUGUCAGGUGUUGCUAGGUACAAAGAUGGCAGCCUUGCAGAGAGCAACGUUGACAUACGAUUCAAUGUUGAAGAUGACAACGACAACUCUCCAGUGUUUCAAGAAAUCCAGACUGGGGGGGUGCAUGAGUGCAGUGCUGCAGGGACUACAGUUAUGAGAGUAAUUGCAACUGAUGAUGAUCAACCAGGGAAUAAGAACUCUCAGAUCGCCUAUCACAUCAUAGAUCAGACACCAGCUCAUGACAUGUUUGAGAUGAGCAAAUCUGGAUACAUCCUUGUCAAAAAUUCUGGCCUGGACAGAGAGAAAACAGAUCAGUACGUUCUGAGGGUGAGAGGUCAAGACUUAUAUGGCGAACCAGGGGGAAACACAGGAACCGGCACAGUUACCAUUAAUAUCCUGGACGUGAAUGACAACGCCCCAACUCUGGAAAAAACCCAGUAUCAGGGCAGCAUUGAGGAGAACACAAAGGAUGUGGAGGUGAUGAGGCUCAAAACACAUGACAUGGACCUGCAGAACACAGACAACUGGGAAGCUGUGUUUGACAUUGUCCAAGGCAACGAGGCUGGGUACUUCAGCAUCAAAACAGACCCCGUCACCAACGAGGGCAUCCUAAUGCUCGUCAAGGCUGUGAACUAUGAAGAUGUGAAGGACCUUAACCUAGGCAUAAUUGUGAAGAACAAGGCUCCGAUGUUUGAUGGAUCUGGGGCAGGUUCUGAAGCUGGUAUAGGUUUCGGAGGGGGAGGAGAUGGGGCAGGGGGAGCAGGUGGGGGAGGUGGAGCAGGUGGGGGAGGUGGAGCAGGUGGGGCAAGUGCAGCAAGUGUGGGAGGUGGAGCAAGUGGGGGAGGUGGAGCAAGUGGGGGAGGUGGAACAAGUGGAACAAGUGGGGGAGGUGGAACAAGUGGGGGAGGUGGAACAAGUGGGGGAGGUGGGUCUGGAGGAGCAUCAUGGCAAGGUGGGAGCAAAUUUGUGACCUAUCCAAUCAAAAUCAAUGUGAUGAACCAGCCCGAGGGGCCAGCUUUUGACCCAAAGAUCAAAAAGAUUCCCGUGUCAGAAGGAGGCACCUCCUUCAACGUGAAUGAUGUCAUCGGCCACUACCAGGCAAUAGAUGGAGACACUGGGAAACCAGCUGAGAAUGUCAGGUAUGCCAAGGGCUCAGAUCCUGACAACUGGCUAACCGUCGACCCUUUGACAGCUGAGAUCAAACUGAACAAGAAGCCUGAUAGAGAAUCUCCAUACCUGGUCAAUGGGACAUAUAUUGCACAAAUAGUCUGCAUUACAGAAGGUACGCUCUACGCCGCUAUGUUCCAGAUUUUUGACUUUGUCAUCAUCCCAGAGGGCACUCAGGGCAAAUGGCAGGUGAACCCUUUAAAUGACACUGCAGCUUCCCUAAAUGCCCAGGAAUCCAUGUGGCCUGGAUUCUACGAGGUGAAAUUUGUGGUGAGGGACAAGCAGGGAGAGGCCUGUCCAGACCCACAGAAAGUGACGGUCGAAGUCUGUACCUGUGUGGACGGGGUGGUGUGUGGAAAACGAGCCACCAGCAAAAGAUCAGAGUUCGGACCUUUAGGCGUCGGACUGCUGUUCCUGGGUCUGCUGCUGUUACUACUACUUCUUCUGUUGCUGCUUUUCUGCCAAUGUGGGGGGGCUGGGGGCUUGCCAGGGGGCUUUACUGAGAUGCCUUUCGACACCAAAUCACACCUCAUUAACUACCGCACUGAGGGCCAGGGAGAGAACACGGAGGUGCCGCUACUGAACAUGCCAACACAAAUAGAUGGAAAUAUGGUCAACGUGAAUAUGGGCAUGGCUAACAAUACUUUAGCAAUGGCGCCCAUGGCAGGUUUGGAUUUCCAGACAUCCGUUACUUCCAUGGAUGGGAUGAACGGGGCCGGCUAUCAAGAAGGUUUUGCAAGUGGCCACAGAGAAGGGGCAUGGGGGAUGAACCAGCAGGGCGGCAGUGGCUUCUACUCUGAGUUUGAGGGCAGAGAAUCAGGAGUAGGUGGAGGAAUGUAUGAUGGCAUGGCUCUGCCAGAUCACUUCCUGGCACAGUACUACACUCAGAAGGUGGCCAGUGGAAAUGGAAACCUCAGAGGCAAGGACUGUCUUUUGGUUUAUGACUACGAGGGCCAGGGCUCCCCUGCUGGCUCAGUGGGCUGCUGCAGCCUCCUGGAGUCUGACAACGACUUGCACUUCCUCGAUGACCUCGGGCCAAAGUUCAAGACUCUGGCUGAGGUAUGCGGAGAAAAGAAGAUCCCAACUGAAGUCAAACAAGAAUUCACUCCUCUGCCCAGCGCUUCCGUCAACACUCAGUCCUCAGUAUCAACUUUGAUGACUACCCAACAGCUUCCCCCUCCACCCCAGCCGAAGCCCCGCGUCCCUAAGGCCGUGGUCAGUGAGACAGUGAACAAAAGCACAGCCACAGUUAGGGAAGAGAAGACUACAAUGACGAAAGGGAUGACUACAGUGAAGGAAGGGAUGGCAACUCAAGGCCAGAUGCUCCUGCUACAGCAGCCAGCGCAGCAGCCUGUCUACUACACCACCGCCCCUGUGAUGCAGCCGAUGCACUAUGUAGUCCAGCCACAGGUUCAGAACACAGUGCUGCUGGCUGAGGCACCAGCCACCAACAUGCAGAACAUGGUACUGCUUAACGGCACCCAGACUGGUCCGGCCCAAGGCAUGGUUUUUCAGAACCAGACAGUGAUGUCCGGCGGACAAGCCCAGGGCCCCCACAUGAUGCUAGUGGAGAGGAGCGGGAUCCAAGGGAGCGGUGCCAACAUGAUCCAUGCUGGCAACCUCUCUGGCUCCCAGACCAUGAUGGUCAUGGAGGGCAUGGUCCCUGCAGGGUCAAUGAAAGGCCUGUCGGGGAGCCAGACCUUCCUCAUGCAGGGGGGCACUCUGCAGCAGCCAGGAGGACAUUCUGGAUCUCAGAGGGUCCUGCUGGUCGGGGGGCCAACGAGCAGCGCAGGUCAGCUGGUCCAGGAGACAGGAGGUCUGUCCCAGAAAAGUGACAUCUCUGGCUCUCAGAGAGUCCUCUACAGCAAGGUCAGCACUUCAGCUGGCCCUCAGAGCAGCGUGGCAAGUUCCUCUACCACCAGAGUGAGCGGAACCCCCACCUACCGCAAGGUGGUGGUGCAGGAGAAAACCACUGAAAUGUGAUGUGAGAAAAAAAAACUUUUUAAAUGCAGUUUAAACUUAUGGCAAGGCAAGUUCUCAACUAUUUUUAUAGUUCAUGUCAGUUUAUUUGUGGAGGGUGUGCUGCAGCAGAUGGACUCAGAAUGAAGCAACAUGUACCCGCAUGAUACCACUGCUUCUGCUUGACACCAACAUAUGCACCCAGACAAACACUAUCAAGCCCAUCAAUCUUGGAUUUAAGAAUAUUUCAUAUUGUGUGUUCAUAUGUUAUACGUUUAUAUUCACAGUUUUCUGGAAAUUUCAUUUCCAAACACAUAGCUGCCAUAUCUUUAGAAAAAGGUGUUUUUUUCUGUCCACUGUUUGUUUUUGCAAAGGUAUUUUUGUGAUGUUCAGUUUAGUUUGCCAUGCUGGCAGCACUGUUAGUCUGUCGGUCCACUAAUUUGUUAUCAGGGUCAAUUGUCUUAACGACUAUUGUAAUGUAUGUAAUGUAUUGUUGUGAAAUUCUGUACUGAUAUUUAUGGACCCGAGAGGAUGAUAUUGAAUAACUUUGGUGACGCCCCUGACUAGCGCCACCAUGAAGUCAACGUUUUCCCUUAUCCUUUUAAAUAUUGCAACAUCUAACAGAUGAAUUGGUACAAACAUUUGUACUGACCAACAACCUUAACCUUUGGCGGGGUUAGGGUAAGGGUUAGGUAUGUUAUUUCAGGUAAAGUGCCUCUGUGGUAAUAUAACUAAACAUCCUCUGCAGAUUUGUCCCUCCACCAUUAGGGCAGUGUGACACUUACUGAGAUGCAUGUCUUGUCCAACAGACAAUUAAAAUUCAGAAAUGGUUCAAAUGUGUCACUGUACAGAAUAUUGAUUGAUAAAAUGUUUUUUAUACUCAUUAUGAAAGAUCAGUUAAACAGGUUGCAAUCAAUUUAAAGUAUUUUCAAAUCACUAAUGGUCACUUGUAGGGCAAAAACAGACUUCUCGUCACUGAUUAAACAGUUGUUGUCAGCUGUUCAGAUUUUUGAAAUGUUUCUCUAAAAACAACAUCCUGAGGGUGCAAUAUACAGUACAGCACAUGUCGAUACUACAGGACAACAUGCCUAAACAGAAGACCAACAACCAGAGUAGAAAGCCCAACAGCUGAUCCACUACGUAUUUGAAGAGUCUGGGUUGGAAUGCAUUGUUGUGAUUAUAUGGGUGAAGAUAACCCACUGGAACUAUUCCUAGUCAGCUGACCAUGAAUUACCUGCUUUCUUGCUCUAUACACCUUUGGAGAGAGAUAUAUGUUUGCCUAGCUAAGACUAUUAUAUUUCAUAAUUCUCUUAAAGCAGAAGCACUUUUAAGCAAUAAGAUACAAAGUGGGGGUAAUCUUGACAAAAACCUAAACAUUUGUUUCUGCUAAUUUGCACUUUGGUUUAUGGUGAUCCAGCUUGAGCUAAACAAGCUCAAUCUGCCUUUACACAGCUCUUGUGUUUAUACCAUUUGAUUGUUGCUCUUGAAUGAAUUACAGGAAAUGUUUUUAUGUUGGACAAAGGUUUUUUUUUUUUUAGUCACCGUGGUAAGGUCAUGGGUUUUGUGUUAUGUCAUUUUCAGUAUAAAUGUAAAAUGGCCGAUUAUGCUGUGUUUACACUUUCAAACUCAAAUCAAUUGAGAACGUGAAAUCCACAAUUGUUUUUGUUGAACUAAACUUUUUUUUUAUUGUGUGUACAUGUUCAUUCCUAUAAAUGGUAAAAACAGGCACAAUGCAUCACAAUGCGAUAAUGACUGUCUCAGUGAUGUCCAAUGGGAAGCAUUUGUCUUAUGCUGGCUUACUUUAAUAAACUCUUUUACACAGAAUA
Messenger RNA from Perca fluviatilis (European perch), 5327 nucleotides. It is a transcript of the gene dsg2.1, whose product is annotated as desmoglein 2, tandem duplicate 1. Gene Ontology annotation, cellular component: plasma membrane; desmosome. NCBI's taxonomy places the organism in Eukaryota, Metazoa, Chordata, Actinopteri, Perciformes, Percidae. Bases 76 to 3525 code for a protein of 1149 amino acids. Gene Ontology annotation, biological process: homophilic cell-cell adhesion. The record is from RefSeq and is a predicted model, not a curated record. The transcript is spliced from 14 exons. Gene Ontology annotation, molecular function: calcium ion binding.